UAGUUCGGAUGUUGGUGUUUUACUCGUGAGUUUGCGCCAGCACUGAUCUCUCCGACAUCACAUACAGUUACAGUUACCCAUGAUAUUAUACCGCCAAUCGCUAGAUGAUGCUGCAGCCUAGCCCGUCAUCAGUAAACCGGGCAGCUACGGGAAAACCCACGACAUGAAAUACGAAGCAUCCCGUUGGUAUCUGGCUGUUAUUGUGAUAUUUAACUGUGCUUACAAGAUAAUUACUUUCAACACAUGCACAUUUUAUUAGGAAGAAUUAUCAAGAUGGUGCCUAUGAUGUGUCAAAGAAUGAAAACCUCUCCCCUCCCACUCUGGUUGUAGAUUGCACCAUGUUAGAUAAAACCAGUGAUAAAGACCAACAGACUGAGCACUGCUCAGACUGUGGAUGCAUCCUUGUACAGCCUAACUCUGAUUCAAGCAACACUUCAGCCCAUCCUAAACAGCAGCGUGUGCACAAAGCAGUCAGUCCUCCCAAAUGUCCAUCCUGCCAGGCAGGCAGCAGCCUUCCAAAUGGGCGACGCCCCAUCCGCCUGGACCCUCACAGCUGCAGCCUGUGCUCCAAAACCUUCAUCUCCUCUGCCCACCUGGCCCUUCACCUCGCCUCUCACAAGGAGAGGAAGUUCAGAUGUGGCACUUGUGGCAAGCACUUUCAUCAGGCUUCCCACCUGGUGGCACAUAAGAUGAUCCACAGCGGGGACAGGCCAUUUAAAUGCCCAGAGUGUGGCAAGACCUUUGGCCGCGCCUCGCAUCUGAAGACCCACCGGCGGCUUCACACAGGCGAGAAGCCUUUUAAGUGCACCUACUGUGACAAGUCAUUCACACAGAAGGCUGGGCUCCUGGCACACGUUCGUCUACACACAGUGGAGCAGCCAUACAAGUGUGAGCAGUGUGGUGAGGGUUUUCGCUCUUUGUCACGCCUGCUCUCUCACAAGGCCGAGGAGUCGUCUGGGCAGAACAAACCAGUGUCGGCACAGGCAAAACCAGUGUCAGCACAGGCAAAACCAGUGUCAGCACCAGCACUCAACCAACCCAAGAAGACACAGAGUAGCCCUGAGAAUCUGAAGUGUGGUGUCUGCUGUCGCACCUUUGUACGAUCAUCAUACAUCAGACUGCACAUACGCCUCAACAAAGGACAGCGGCCUUAUCACUGCAAAGUGUGCAACAAGACCUUUGCCAGGCUGGAUACGUUUGUGAACCACUGUGAUAAACACUUACGAGAGAAAGGGGAUACAAGUGUGGUAAAGGAGGUAAAAGACAAAGUUGUUAAACCUCCCUUGUUUGUCCCACUCUCCAGGCCUCCUCCUCCUGAAUCCUUAUCCACUCAGCCUUUAUCCUCAGAGGUCAACACACGCUCCAGAGCAAAAGCAAAGAGUAAAACAGAGCCAUGACCAAGAGGAAUCCAUCCACACAGACAAAAAUGGUCUUUAACCAAGAAAUGUGGCAUAACUAUUCUGCCAUAGCAGAUUGUAACAAAUGCUGGACAGUAUUGUCAUGUUGAUGUCAUUUUCGAAAAAAAAUCCCAAAAGAACACAAUUAUUGAAAAGUUACUGUAUAUGUUUACAAUUACAAUUUACAAAUGAUCAGAGAAAGGGACAAAGAGAGAGAAAAUUUGUAGUUGAAUAAUUAUAAAAAUACUGUUAUAUGAUUUAUAUCAUUAGUUCACCAAUUGUUAAUUGGUAGUUUGUAUUAAGUUAUUUUUUAUUUAAAAUCAUUAAUUUAAUGUUCAAUGAAUAUUUCUGUAAGUACCACAAUGUUGCUAUUUUAUCCCCCGAGGCUAAUUAACACUUGUAACAGUAACAUUUCAAUGGCGUACAUUGUUCACUCUAAUCUUUAAAUAUAGAAAAAAAAACUAUCUCUAUAAUAUCUUUAACUAUUAUAAUUCAUGGUUAAUGUGUUGUUGUUUUUAUACCCAUACAAGCCUAUUGGCAUGUAUAGCACUCAGAACAAAUUACACAGAGUAAAAA
Molecule: messenger RNA, 1973 nt
Organism: Sander lucioperca (pikeperch)
Lineage: Eukaryota; Metazoa; Chordata; Actinopteri; Perciformes; Percidae
Product: zinc finger protein 436
Exons: 2
Coding region: 339-1397 (352 amino acids)
Biological process (GO): regulation of transcription by RNA polymerase II
Cellular component (GO): nucleus
Molecular function (GO): DNA-binding transcription factor activity, RNA polymerase II-specific; RNA polymerase II transcription regulatory region sequence-specific DNA binding
Source: RefSeq, a predicted model, not a curated record